AUGAAGAGUCGUGAUUGUUUCGUUAGCGAGGGAAGCUGCAAGUUGAUAUCCGUUGCACUGGGGGCGAAACGAGAGGACGAGGCAAGGAGCCUCGCUUGUCGUAGACACAGACGCCGGGAGCCUCAGCGAAUGCGACGCGCCCGAGUGAAAGAUAGGGAGGCAGAGAGACUCGACGAGGAAAGAACGAGAAGGUCUGCGGCGUGCAGGGCUGACGGGUGGAUGUAUGGACGGGACGGCAGACUGGAAACUGGCGGCGACGACGCUAACGGCGCGGAUCGAUCGAUGCGAGACCGAGACGCACCAACUGCUUCCUAA
Molecule: messenger RNA, 315 nt
Organism: Soboliphyme baturini
Lineage: Eukaryota; Metazoa; Nematoda; Enoplea; Dioctophymatida; Soboliphymatidae
Source: the annotation of a GenBank genome assembly